AUGGAGACGCUGUCCCUAAAACCACGACGACCGGUGGAGGAGGAGAUCGAGUGCUGGGACGAUGGCGACUUCAUGACCGAAGGAGACGACGUCGGCUUCAGGACCAGGACCAGCUCAACCAUCGCAUCCAAUGCCCCCACACCCAGGAGACGAGACUCCAACUCGUCACACAUGUCCUUCCGUUCUGACCUCGAGUCGUGGGCCGGCGAAGACGAGCGCCAUGUCCAGAUCCCCGGCGACGACGAGAAGUCGAUCCUGGACGCUAUAGCCGCUGCGCAGAGGGCGGGCAUACCGGUGCCGAAGGAUGUCCCCUCGUCUGCCCUCAUGGGCGGUACCAUCAAGAGGCUGGGAGGCAGGAAACUGCGCACAGUCAUGCACGAAGACUGGGAAAGCGACCUUGAACUCCCCGAUGUUUCUCAGGUGCUCAAGGUCAAGUCCCGCACCCCCUCAGAAUUCUCGGAAACCCUUAUCCAGUUCAGCGACGACGGAAGCGGAAGCCCCUUCAAGAAGAACGACGCACCGUCGAAUAACGAUGGCGACAACAACCUGUUGGGCCAGACCAGCAACAUCAAGCCAAAUUCGGCUGUUGACCUGAACAGAUUCAAGGAUGACGACGACGACGACAUUUUUGGUGGCGGAUUCGACACCAUCAAGGUCACCAAGCGACAGUCCAAGCCGCUACCGCUGGUCACACCACCCACGCCGCAAAAGGAGGAGGACGAUGCAGAUGAUUUCGAAAAGGACCUGGAGCUGCCAUCAAGCGGGACUCUGCGCCUGUCCACCCGUAGAGACAUCCCCAAGACUCCAUCCUCGACGGCGGACGACCUCGACUGGGACGAAGGUAGCCUUGGUACCAGACAUGGAGGCACCUGGCGCGAUGCACGAUCAACCAGGAGCUCUUCGGCCUCAGCCCUCAGCCCCAGCAUAUCGAGCUCCCUCACUGCCGAGAGUGAAGACGAGACCUUUGACGGACUCGUCCUACCCGCUGGUCCCGUCAAUUUCAAGGAUCGUCUGCAGCACCGCCACAGGAGCCGCUCACCGGAGAGGAUACCCGAAGAACCGGCCGAGCCGUCUUCUCCUCCUAAGAAGCCUGUCAGCCCCGCAGAGGCGGACCGCCCUGGAUUCCUGGAUGGCCUGGAAAUCGGCGACGGGGACGUCUUCAAUUCCAAGAAGCUUACCCUCCACAAGAACAUCAAAGUCAAGGACGCUCAGCCCAGCAGCCCUGCGCGCCCCAGGACUGCAGUGUCCGUCACCUUCUCAAACACGUCUUCGCCGUCGAGCUCGAGCACCCGCAUCCCCCGCCUCAACCAUGAGCGCACACAUUCGACAUCUCUCGAGCCCGUGUCCGAGAGCGGAGGCCCCAUCUUCCAACGUGCUCGUCGCCCGCAGUCUCGUCUCAGCCACUCGACCCAGUCGUCUGUCUCGAGCAUCCCUACCCCUACUACCCCUUCUGCCUCCUCCCUACAAGCUUCUCCUCCGACACCCAGCAGGAGGGAGCUGGGGCCCAAGGCGUCGACACCCACCCUGCGAAACGAGCCGACCACGACCAACGCCCAGCUCCUGAAGCAGAAGCGCUCCUUGCCAGCCAUCAGGGCCCUGAACCCCCCGACAAGGCAAUCCAGCUUCCGGGCGGCCGAGAGGCCGCCGUCUCGCGAGUCCGGUCGUCCGCAAUCUAGCGGGCGCCCCAAGACGCCGGUCGACCGCCAGCGGACCUUUGGCCAGGACAGCCCCGCGCUUUCAGCUCGCAAGGGCUUCCUCCCCUCUGGUGCAUCGACCCAACCUCACCACGCCACCGCCAAGACUGGCCGUCAAUUCCGCCGGUACGACUCGGAAACUGCCAUCGAUUUCAGGUCCCAGUCGCGCAACAUCUCCUCACUACGAUCACCCAGUCCUCAGCGGUACCGUGUGGCGGCCGACACGUGGGAGCGUCUUAGCAGGCCCAAGAACAAGAAGAAUUUUGGCGACGGUCAUGAGCUCGAUGCAUUCGAUGACCUGCCCACGUCCAAGGAGGCCGAGACGAAGUUCAUGAAGCAGCCCGUGGCAAGCAGCACGAAGCCUAUGCUGCGACACAGAAGCCACCAGAGCAUCGCGUCCGACAGGACCUCUACGCCGACGCCGACGUUCCCCAUGCACAGGGGUGGCUCCUCGCUGCCCAACUUUGCGCGCGACACGACGGCAAGCCGCAUCGCUCGUGAGACGUCUCUUGCUCAUCGCUCAACCUCCAGCAUGGGCGGACCUUUAGCUCAGGUCAACGCUCAGCGCGGCCCGCCGCUUGCGGCCAAGGGCAACAGCACGAACACUCGGAGCAUUCAGCCAUCGUCUACCAUGAGGUCCAAGAAGCCACCCAAGCGCCCGCCGCAGCUGAAACCCCAUCUCAUCUCUAACCUCGGCCACAGCAAGGAGUCGAAAUUGGUCAACGGAAUGUUCUACAACCCCGAGACCUUCCGGUGGGAAGGCAACGACAACGCCCUCAACGCCUUUGACACCCGAACCGUCGGGACACCUACACCCACGGCAGCCACACCCCACUCGGCCCGGGAGAAAGAGGUCUCGACGCCCCGGCCGGCGCUCAUCACCAACAUCAGCGCGACAAAGGGCAUCCAGGUCGUCAACGGCAUGGUCUUCGACCCGGAGAACAUGUGCUGGAUGAAGCUGGGUUCGCAGCACAAGAGCGACAACAGCACCGCAGGCAUCCUCGGCAGCGACAUUCCGGACAAGAUGAGCGGUGCCGCCUCCAGCUCCGACGAGGAAGACCCUUUCAAGGACAUCCCCGACUUGGAUGACAACCACGGAACCGACGACGAGGGUGUCCGCACGCACGGCGGUCGCAGCGGCCGCGUCAGCGAUAUCAAUGACGACUGGCUUGUCGGCGAAGAGUUCGACGUCGGUCCAGAGUUCAUCCGCCGACAGCGCGAGGAGGAGGACCGCUGGCGCAAGAAGUGCGAGAAGUGGACUGGUCGGGGUGUCAGGGACCGUGACAACUGGCGAUGGACCAUUCGCGAGCUUGUGUCUCAGUUUGACCAACUGCCAGUUUGA
This is a messenger RNA of Geosmithia morbida, 3036 nucleotides long. RefSeq names its product Cytokinesis regulator (Byr4). The transcript is spliced from 2 exons. Lineage: Eukaryota; Fungi; Ascomycota; Sordariomycetes; Hypocreales; Bionectriaceae. The record is from RefSeq and is a predicted model, not a curated record. Gene Ontology annotation, cellular component: mitotic spindle pole body; SIN/MEN two-component GAP complex. Gene Ontology annotation, molecular function: GTPase activator activity. The coding region runs from base 1 to 3036 and encodes 1011 amino acids. Gene Ontology annotation, biological process: mitotic spindle orientation checkpoint signaling; regulation of Ras protein signal transduction.